UUUCGGAGUAUUUUGCAAUGCUCCUUCAAUCUUAACGAAACAAUGGACUCUGAAAUAGCUCGCACUAAUUUUGAGUUUUCUAAUAACAUUGUUACAAUUGAUCCCGCUCAGGAUCAAAUUUACCGCUACAAUAAUGACGAACAAGUACAAAUAAAUCAAGAAAAGCCGUGGACUAAAGACAUUCAUUACUUUACAAAAGUCAAGAUUUCCGCGGUGGCUCUUAUAAAAAUGGUCAUGCAUGCUCGUUCGGGUGGAAAUAUUGAAGUAAUGGGUUUAAUGCAAGGAAAGAUAGAUGGCAAUACAAUGAUUAUCAUGGAUGCUUUUGCUUUACCAGUUGAAGGAACUGAAACAAGAGUGAAUGCACAAUCCGAAGCGAAUGAAUAUAUGGUUCAAUAUUUAACAACUAUUAGACAGGUGGGAAGGUUAGAAAACAUAGUAGGGUGGUAUCAUAGUCAUCCUGGUUACGGAUGUUGGCUUUCCGGUAUUGAUGUGCAUACUCAAAUGACAAAUCAACAGUAUCAAGAUCCUUUUGUAGCUGUAGUUAUCGAUCCUAAUCGAACUAUAUCUGCUGGAAAAGUGGAAAUUGGCGCGUUUAGGACUUAUCCAGCGGGAUACAAAGCACCGGAUGAAGGUCCAUCAGAAUAUCAAACUAUUCCUUUGAGCAAGAUUGAGGAUUUUGGUGUUCAUUGCAAACAAUACUAUCAACUUGAAAUCUCGCAUUUCAAAUCUACUCUUGAUAUACAUUUAUUGGAAUUACUUUGGAACAAAUAUUGGGUUAACACACUAUCACAAUCACCAUUAAUCACGAAUCGCGAUUAUUCAGCCGGACAAAUUUCUGAUCUUGCAGAAAAGUUAGAACAGACUGAAGCUCAGUUACAACAGAGUGGAAGAGUUUCAGGUUUCCCUGGUGGAUUAGGUGGCGGGCGUGGGGUUAGCACUACUCAAUCUUCAACAUCAUCAUCUUCCACAUCUGGAGGUGCUAGUGGUGCUACAUCUACACCUACCCCGGAAAAGAGGAAAAUUGAAGAGAGUCCACUCAACAAGGUUACUCGGGAUAGUACAAAGAUCACUGUUGAAGCAGCUCACAGUUUAAUCUCACAAGUUCUCAAAAAUGUUUUAUUCAAUAAAUCACAUUAAUUUUUUUUUUUCAGUUAUUUAAAGCCGGACAAAAUAUUUUUUAGAUCAUUAUAGCCUACCAUGUCAGUUAAAAAUUCAGGGUGUUUUCUAUUUAGUAAUAUUUUGUUUAUUAUUAUAUUCAAAUUUGAAAUAAUAAAUCGUGAUAAAAAAUAUUCGUAAUAAAAAAUUAGAUAAUAA
Molecule: messenger RNA, 1314 nt
Organism: Rhizophagus irregularis DAOM 181602=DAOM 197198
Lineage: Eukaryota; Fungi; Glomeromycota; Glomeromycetes; Glomerales; Glomeraceae
Product: COP9 signalosome complex subunit 5a
Biological process (GO): protein deneddylation
Cellular component (GO): cytoplasm; COP9 signalosome
Molecular function (GO): deNEDDylase activity; metallopeptidase activity; protein binding
Source: RefSeq, a predicted model, not a curated record